AGACAGCCGCUGGUGCGAGGCUCCUCCUCGCGUCGUCGUGUGAGUGAGAACAAGACGCAGCCUUGCCGGAGGGAGGCGGAGGCGGUUGGUUGUCAGUUGAGUUUCGCUGGUAGCUAGUGCUGACAGGUCAGCUCUAACCACUCGUUCAUCUGCGGAGGACGUAAGGAAGGAAGGAAUCUCCCAAACCGGAGUGACAUGGAAGACGCGGUCGGUGUUAGCGCGUACGGAGCUUCGCUCGCCGGACGAGGUUUCGACUUCUACAAGUUUAUCCGACAACCGCAAACUGUUGUGCGGCUACUCAGCUGGUUAUUUGCCCUGGUGGUGUUUGCCUGCAUCACAACAGAGGGAUACAUCAACAGUCCAACCAGUGCUGAGGCAAAGUGUAUAUUCAACCAGAGCGACUCGGCGUGUCACUAUGCUGUCGCCAUCGGGGUGAUCGCCUUCCUGGCCUGCAUGGCUCUUCUGGUGUUGGACGUUUACGUGCCGUUCAUGAGCAACGCACAGGAGAGGAAAUAUGCCGUCCUGGCUGAUCUGAUUUUCUCAGGGCUGUGGACCUUCCUGUGGUUUGUGUGUUUCUGUCUGUUGGCAAAUCAGUGGAGUCGCACUCAUGAUGUCCGAGGCAUCCCAGAGGAUGCUGCACGAGCCACCGUGGCCUUCUCCUUCUUCUCUAUCGCCACCUGGGGAAUCCUAUCCUACUAUGCCUUGGGUCGUUUCCGUCGCGGUGUAAACGAUGUCACCAUCCCAACCUACACGGAGCCGCCAGCGGAUCCCCACACCGCCUACCCUCCGACCUAUGCGCCCACCUCCUACAACCCCACCACCUACACUCCGACCACUUACACGGCGUAUCCCAGCAAUAUGCCCGACUCGCAACAACAGCCGCACUUCAUCUCAAACCCCCAGCCACAAGGAGACUUUAGCUACCAGCCGCCCAGCUACUGAGACAAAGGGAGCUCACACGGAUGAGGUGGUGUGUCCUCGGUCAUCUGCUGAUGCAGUGAUUGGAGUUUUGCACUGCACAGACACAGAGCUUUAUCACAUUGAUGUGGGUUUUUUUUUUACAUCUAGUUUCAGCCUUAUUUUGUCAGAUUUGUCAGGAACCAGAGCAAUGCAACUGCAAGUUUAGAGAUAUGGGACACAACAGUUUACUUCAAAGGAUCUAUGGUCAGAUUAGAAGGCUUCAGGAGUUCUAAGAUUAGUGCUGGGUAUUAGGUAAUCUGACUUUAGACCUCUGUGUAAAAAAAAAAAACCCUGCAACAUUUACCUCAAAUGGGCUGAUCCUGAAGGAGGUAGAUAAAAAAUGUAUCCAGGAGGUCAACAGUCACAUUGUGUGACUCAACAAAGCUCCAGUCAUAGUGGAGCAGGGCGACACUGGCUGUGUAUCUCCCCUGUCUCUGCUGAAAUAAUAAGAAUGUGCAUUUGUACAUUUUUAUGGUUGUAUGUGCCUGAAUUAUUUUAUUUUAUUUAGUUUAGUGAAUUGCCCCCCCUCCCCCCCUUCCGUGUAGUUUAAGUGCCUUCAGGAUCUACAAGUGGUUUAGGAUGUAGGUAUUAAAUAAAAGUAUUGGGUGUAGGGGGGGAGACCUUUCUAAAGCCACUUGUCCCUCUGUUAUUGCUGUGUGUUUGGAAAAGUGGGCUCUGUAGAGAUUAGGCAGUUUACAUGUAGGUCGCCACAUCACCAUCAAACUGGAACGCCGGAGUAAAAAAUGACUCCUUGUCUCACCAUCUCAACCAGCCAAAGGACGUUUCAAUCGAAAACAUAACAGACUGUGUAGAAAAAAUAAGUCUUGUUGAAUGUACAUACAGUACGUAUAGUCAGUGUUGCCCUUUAAAUGUAUAGCUAACAUGCAGAUAGGAGGGGAGUGCAGAUCACUUUGCACUUAAGACAAGUUUAUCCACCGAGUGUGUCCUCAUGCUCAUGAGUAACUUAUUAACUCCCAACAGCAACAGUGCUGCUCCUUCAGGCGGUGAAUAGUUAACGCCUCACACUUCCCUCCAAAGUCCUGGUGACAUGAUGUUGAUUUCCUGUUUUUGAAGGCCGUGUGUGUGCGCGCGCGUGCGUGUCUUUACAGAUGCCAGAUUAACACCUCAGCCAGUGAUGGUGAUGAUAAUCUAACACCUGUCCUGGCUUAAUGUGUUGCUUUAUUGUGCCUGAUAGUCAUAGUUUAACAUUUCUGCUGCCAUCUGGCUGCUGUAGCUUAGCUAAAGUGACCUUAGAUCAGAUUUUCUAUUGCGCCAAGAUUUGAAAUAAUAGAAACUGAUUGUUAAAAUAAUUAACCAUGGUGCUAUUAGUGGUACUACACUGGAAACAUGUGUGUAUGUGUUGGGGGCGGGGCUGGGGUGAUUAUGUGGUUUCAGUGUAUGGGGAAAAUAAUUUUACUGAAACCAAAAUAUAUGGAGAACACUGAUGAUCAUUUCUGCCAUAAGGAGAGAAGGUGAACUUGAAGGGUUUGGGAGUAAAAAUGUGCCUUGAUGAUUUUUUGGGUUAAGCAGCUAUGUCUAUUGAGUGAUGUUGUAUUGUGGCUCUCAGAAAUCAGUUCAUCUUUUUCUUAAUGAACACUUGGAAUGUGUAUUUAUGACAGAAAGAAAUUGAUAUUGCAUUUCUAAGUGUUGUCUUCAGCUUCUCCCUGUACAGUAAUGUGAUGAGGCUCAAAUUUGUAGGCCACAUUUUAUGUUAGAUUCUGUUAUAGAUUUGAAGAUUCUAGAAUGAUUUAUGAUGCAUCCUUUAGAAAAACUCUCAUGCAGCUUGAUUUGAUUUGAUUAAUGUCCCCUGCGUUUCCGUAUUCUGGUGUUAGAUGCGUAGAAGAGACAUUUUGUUUGUUAAAAUAAAAAUCACUUGUAUGAUGA
Messenger RNA from Solea senegalensis (Senegalese sole), 2844 nucleotides. RefSeq names its product synaptogyrin 2b (gene syngr2b). Bases 196 to 942 code for a protein of 248 amino acids. Lineage: Eukaryota; Metazoa; Chordata; Actinopteri; Pleuronectiformes; Soleidae. Gene Ontology annotation, cellular component: neuromuscular junction; synaptic vesicle membrane. The transcript has 4 exons. The record is from RefSeq and is a predicted model, not a curated record.